CGGAUUCCGAGGUGGAACUGAGCGACUACGUCAGACCCGCCUGCCUGGGAUCACACACCUCCGUCGGGCAGCUCCUAAAGCGAGAAUGCCGGGCUCUGGGCUGGGGCGCGAGACGCGACCCUCUGGUGGAGCUGACUCUGCGCGUUGCAACCUCCGCCGCGGCCUGCAAGCACCUGCACGGAAACAAAGACAACACGAUCUGCGCACAACAGAUUACUCCCACAGAUCGCUGCCUUCUCGAAGAACAAAGCGGAGGCGGUCUUCUGUGCGAGUGGGCGGGGCGAUGGGAGCUGGUGGGCGUGUCCACCCUACCCACAGGGUGUGCCCAGGGCUCUCGCGCCCGCCUCUACGACGACAUCACCCCGACAACCGUCAGGUGGAUCAAGAAGACGAUCGCCGCCUUCGCCAGGGGGGCGUAACACCCUAGCGCCGCCGUCGAGGAGGAUCCGAUCGCCUUUUCUCCAGUGGGGUAAAAUUCUUUCUGGAACCAGCCUGUAAUUUAUUUAGCCAAAAAAUGAAUAAAUAAAUAGAUAAAUACUGAAAACAAAAUGAAAAUACUGUGGAAAAAAAAUGAAUAAACUAUCGUGGAUGGGAGACGAGUGUGCAAACUUGAAAGACCUAGAAAAAAAAAAAAUGACGCACGCGAAGCAAAUACGUACGUCAGAAAUAAAUGAAAAAUACAAGAUCUGAAGAAGAAGAAAAUUUAUAUAAUGGCUGGUUCCUAUCAUAGCGUUUUCCUCUUGACAAGUCCAAGCAAUGGGUGGCUUCGAGACUGUCUGUCUGUCUGUCUGUCUGUCUUUCCCUAGCGACAGACAGACACAAAGCCUUCAAAAAGCCACCAUUAUGCGCACAAUAGACCGCCCUUGCCGACUUUUACGCGCUUACCUACCUACAAGGUGUUUAUUUACAUAUCACUUUUACAACGUCAGUCUUUUGUUUUUUUAUGAAAUCCCGUGACAACCAUAUCCAAUACAUAUCCUAAGAGUUACCCGUUUGAUAUAUAUUGAAAAAAAUUAUAUUGUAGUUUACGAAUGUUAAUGAAUGAUUGUUGCAUUGAUGGAGAGAAUUUAAAGGAAAAAAAAAAAGACAUAUGAAUUGUUAUUCCGGAAAGUAUGUUAAGCUUGUAUGGGUGUUUCACAGAGCUGUGUAAUGCCUUCUUGCCACCCUUCAAUAUUUUAUUUAAAUUUCCUUCUCGUUAGUUAUCCCAUGAACUAGCACCAUUUCAACCCGAACAAAUAUAUCUUUCUGAAAGAGGAUCAUCCGAUUUAAAACACAUCAAAACCUCGUAUUGAUGGACAAAACCUAAGCUAAAAACAAAGAAAAAAGGAAAAAAAAUAAAAGGUCUGUUGGAGGUGACUGGGGGAACUGACCUAAAAUCUUCAUGUAUUGUGUAUAGUUGUAGCUUAGUAAGGGAGCCUGUUUCCUGUCAGCUUACGGACAGCAUAUAUGUUGGUUAACCUCGUGACUAUGAAAGAGCUCUGUGUCAGUGUCUCCCGGCAGUUUUCUUAACUGCAAUUAGAUGACGUGUAUAUUAGUGAUUACCCUCUCCACCCCCCUUACUCCCCCUCCCCCCUCCCUCCCCGGCUGUGUGGACAGCGUUGUGCACUAGUGAUAUAUAUUUAUGUUGUUGUUUUUCUUUUUGUUUCUGUUUUGGUUCUUAAUGCUCCCCGUAUGUAAUAGUGUGCGCUAGUGGUUUAUUGAGAUGUGUGUGGAGUAUGUGUGCUAAUGAUACUAAGGCGCUCUUUGCUGGUGGUUCCGUGUCUAUGUGUGCUUCUCCAAAAGGCGUUUGAGCUCUUGAACCAUACAUGACUUCUGCCGAUAAAUACUACGCCCACUAAGGUAUAAAUAGGAUUUUUUCCUUGUCAUAUAUGGCUCAAUAAAUGCUUGAACCAUGACAAAAAAAUAACCAUAUUCGUAAAUGUUGUACAGGAAGGAGAGGAGAAGAAGAGAAGAAAAAAAAAAUUGUGGCUUCUGGUUACCGUGCGAACUGUCUCUGGUUUCAGAGAAUAAUUUUAUAAUCUUACAAUGACCUGUUGUAAAGAAACACAUAUCCAAAACUUAGAAGUAAAGUGUUUCUAUGCUCUGUCUGGUUUUAUUUGGACGUAAAUGGUUUGUGUAUGGCGAGGAGCAAAUUCUUGCGAGUUACAAUAUACAAACUUACUCCAAUGAACAAAUGUUGCAUUCUGUCACUCUCGGAUCUUUUUACUCGUAGCCAAAGAUCUGGCGGGAAUAUCAUAAGCUUUAAUUAUUUUUGACACAUGUAUACUUGUAUAGAAUUUUUCGGGUGUUAUAAGUAUAUAUUUUGCUUUCUACUCCAUUAUUGAUGGAAUUAUUUUCUUUGCUAUAGUAUAUUUGCAUGGCAAUGUAAAGAAAUGAAUGUUGAGGUAAGGUAGGCGUUAUCGGGAAAAAAUAUGGAGAGAGAGAGAGAAAGAGAGAAAGAGAAGAAGAAGUAGUUUCAUACAGUGCUGCCAAGUGCGAGGACGAAUGCAGGCGACACACUUGCAUUGAGAUUUCUGUAUAUUUACACUACAUUGUUCGAAUAGAGGAUCUGCAUAUUUUUGGUAUUAACUGACUUUCGUAGCGCUGUUUUUGGGGGCGACUGAGUCCAAUACAGCGAAGGUAGGGCAGAGUGGCAGAGCGAAAGAGAAAGAGAGAGAGAGAGAGAGAGAGAGAGAGAGAAAAGAAGUGUAUAGGCUAUGCGCAGGAAACCUCAUGUUAAACUGCCUAUUCUUGAAGUGAAAAAUCGAGUCACUUCAUUGCAGUGGCUUUUUUUUUUCUUUCCUUUUUUAUCUUUUUUUGGAUAUUAAUGAUGUUGAAAAAGUAAUUUAAGAGAGAUAACAUGAAGCGAAAUGAAAGGUUAAUGUGCAGUGACGUGAUAUUAUGAAUUUCUUCGAUGUUUAUACACAUGCACAGUUUAUUUGGCACAAAUGACAGGAGAAUCACAAGCGUAUUUAUAAUUAUUUAUUUACUAUUUAUCUCUACUGACACAUUAACCUGAGACUAAUACCACAUCGAAAAAAAAUCAUUCCGUUCAUUUACAGUUCAUGAGUUCAAAAAUUAGAACAAAAAAAAAUAAUAUCGGUACAAAAUUGGCAAUACGUUAAAACCGUUGAAUUUGAUUUUCAAAACCAAACCAACGUCUUAUACGGAAUAGGCAGUUGAUAAACCUUCCCAGGCUGAGACAGGGUCCAUUGGUAUGCAGGAUGCUUUCUUAACGAUGCCUAAUUGAGAAAGAAAGAGAGAAAUGGAGAGAAAAAGAGAGAAAGAGAAAGAGAGAGGAAAAAAAGUACCACAAGACGCCAUGAUAUGACGUCACUCCCGUUAACGGAUUCGGUGUGACGUCACUAGUAUAAUAUUGCUAGAUGGAUCUGUUUUAUAUGUGUACUAUUAGCUGAAUAGACUAAGAGCCAGUAUGCUUUAAAUACCAGGCAAACGUGUAUGUGCAUAUGAAAUAAUAUAUAUAUAAGCCUGGGAUGAUUUAAGCGAUACUGUGCCCUGGCCUAAAAAGUUCGUGUAAUGUGGCAGUUUUUCUGUAAUGCCUAAAAUAUUGACAUAUUUUUGUUGAAUCAUUUAUUGAAAUAUAUGUGAGAUAUUUUCGUAGAUAUUAAGUAACAACCGCAGGGUGUACAUAAUGGUUAUUUGAACUGAUCUCAUCCUAUUAAUAAAAUUGACGGUUUUAUCAAAGUUCUUUAAAAAAAAAAAGAGAGAGAAAAACAAAUUAUUCGGUUGAACAGCCGUACAUGGAAAGCUAUAAAGAAAUAUAGAUUUAAAAAAAAAUCUAAAUGAGAUAUAUAGAAUCCUGAAUUCGUCUUCACACCAAAAACAAAACCAAAACAAGAAAAAAACAGGUGAAAUUUUGUGCCCAUGGUCUUCAGCAAACCCCUGGGCCUCAAGCAGCGUUUCCAUGCCAAGGGCUUUUUAACCGCACGCAAAAGACAUUGGUACAGAGCGACCUAGCGACCAGGCCGUCCUUCAUUCGAGAGAAUUUUCCAAACGCGGAUGAGAUUUCUGUUUUCUGAACCCAUUGCCGCCCUGCUUCUUCCAUUAAAAGUGUACUCAGACAAAAGAAACAUAUGACAAAUGCUGCCUGUAAUGUAUAAAUGAUUAUGUAAAUUGGUUCGUGUAAAAAUAAAACACACUAUGUUUCAAG
Messenger RNA from Penaeus chinensis, 4150 nucleotides. RefSeq lists its product as uncharacterized. Bases 86 to 427 code for a protein of 113 amino acids. The transcript has 3 exons. The record is from RefSeq and is a predicted model, not a curated record. NCBI's taxonomy places the organism in Eukaryota, Metazoa, Arthropoda, Malacostraca, Decapoda, Penaeidae.